Messenger RNA from Capronia epimyces CBS 606.96, 1011 nucleotides. RefSeq lists its product as uncharacterized. The record is from RefSeq and is a predicted model, not a curated record. NCBI's taxonomy places the organism in Eukaryota, Fungi, Ascomycota, Eurotiomycetes, Chaetothyriales, Herpotrichiellaceae. Gene Ontology annotation, biological process: mRNA processing. The transcript has 2 exons. Gene Ontology annotation, cellular component: THO complex part of transcription export complex. Bases 1 to 1011 code for a protein of 336 amino acids.
AUGGCAAAGUUUACCGUAUUAGAUCAAGCCGAAGAAGACAAACUCCACGCCACUCGGCUGUUGGGCAUUGAAGAGCGUCCUUUCAAACGUUUAACUAAGCGACUCGUUGCACCGACGACGCCGAUCAAUGCGUUCCUUUCACGGCCCAGUUCAUCGGAUGAGACUACCGCAGCCACGGAUCCGGCAGAGCAACAUAAACAGUUUCUCAAGGAUAUCCACCGGUUUCGUGAAGAUGUGAUUCUGGAUUUCGCCGCAUUCGAGAGCAGCAUUGCGCGCAUACAAUUCCUCCGCAGCGCAAACGAGCGAGAGCGAGAGCGGUAUGCCGCUGAAAAGCUCAAAAUCGAAGCCACAGCCGAGGAGGUGCGAGAGAACACCACUAAUCUCCGCGUCCAAUUGGACGAGGCACAGAAAACGCUGGCGAUCCGUAAAACCUACGAUGUGUUGGCGGACAAGAUCACCCAGAAUCCGGCGCUGAAGCCGCGUGAUGAACAGCAUGUCAAUAUUGAGAAACUGAAAGCAGAGAUUGAAGAGCUGGAGCGCGAGGCACAGGAACACAAACAGGCCUGGCUUGAGCGCCGUGAGCAGCUGGCCAAAGUUGUGCACGAGGGACUGAAGCUGCGGAGGUUGAUGCGCGACGAGAAGGAGCCGGAGCGAGACGACGAGACUGAACAGACGCAAGAAGCCGGUGAGCACGAACACGAGCACGAGCACGAUGAUGACAACAUGCUGGGUGUGGGUUAUAGCAGAGAUGGCAUCUCAAACGCUGGCACUCCGCGGCCAAUUGACGACGCGUCAACUCCGUUGGCCACCGUACGUGGAAGUGGUGCAUUGACGCCCAGGUCGACGUUACCAGAGGGCAGAGGCACGCCACCUCAGCACGAGAGGGAUGAGGAUGUCGACAUGGACGGCGGUGCCGAUGUGGAUGCGGGCCCAGGCGCGGGAAAUGAAGAUGGACAUGCAGCGGCGAAUACCGCGGCCGAGAAGAUUGGGGACGGCAUGGACACGAGUUAA